Messenger RNA from Ostertagia ostertagi, 1077 nucleotides. The record is from the annotation of a GenBank genome assembly. NCBI's taxonomy places the organism in Eukaryota, Metazoa, Nematoda, Chromadorea, Rhabditida, Trichostrongylidae.
AUGUGCGAUUCGUUUGACACUAUGCUCGAUUAUGAUGUACCGCGAGGUUCUCUCAACAAACGCCUUUCGAAAGCAAUUGAUCGAACGAAAACGUUCUACGAACUAGUGGUGGAUCAUGAUGAAAGCCCCGAGGGAGCUGUGAUCGUCUCAUUGGGUGGAGGAUUCAAUGAUUAUUAUCGGAGAAAAUGUGCGGUGGAUGUUGGUCUCAACAAAAGAUGCGAUGGGUCGAUCUUGCGAGAAUUCACACACGGGAGCGAGGUGGACAAAGAAGAGUUGAAGAAACUCGUUGAAGAGACGUUUGUGGGUAUAGGCCCUCUCCCACCUACUCGAUUUCGCUUCGUGGCUGGACCUUUCGAUCCAGCUAUGGUGUUGUAUCUUGUUCGGCUCGGAUUUGAUUGUUUCGACUCAUCGUAUGCUAUCAAGAUCUCUGAAGAGGCAAAAUGUCUUCGCUUAGCCGACGAUUACCCAUACUCGUCGCAAUUCGAGCUUUUGGAUUUCAACGACGAUAAAUAUGCUGAUGACUACGGAAGAGUGUUUGAUUCGUGCGAUUGCUAUACAUGCAAGAACUACACGCGAAUGUAUCUUCGACAUUUGACCAAUACAAAGGAGUUGCUGGGUCCCAUAUUGCUUGUCAUACACAACCUAACCGAAUAUCAGCGUAUGUUCUUGUUGAUACGAAACGCUAUAGAUGGAACUCAUCAUUCUGGGAGAGGCACAACACUUUAUUUGACAGGAGAAAGUCUGAAUUCGUCCAGAAGCGAAAAAGGAUGGAUGUGGACGGAGAUUAAGAGCCAAAUUUCGGCAAAUGAUCUAUCUGUUUUCUACAAGGAGUUUCUUGAUCUAGAACAUGCGAACUUGAAUGGCCUACAACAAGCAAAAUGUCUUCGCUUAGCCGACGAUUACCCAUACUCGUCGCAAUUCGAGCUUUUGGAUUUCAACGACGAUAAAUAUGCUGAUGACUACGGAAAAGUGUUUGAUUCGUGCGAAUGCUAUACGUGCAAAAACUACACGCGAAUGUAUCUUCGACAUUUGACCAAUACAAAGGAGUUGCUGGGUCCCAUAUUGCUUGUCAUGUGA